Molecule: messenger RNA, 321 nt
Organism: Lolium perenne
Lineage: Eukaryota; Viridiplantae; Streptophyta; Magnoliopsida; Poales; Poaceae
Cellular component (GO): nucleus; cytoplasm
Molecular function (GO): nucleic acid binding; 3'-5' exonuclease activity
Source: RefSeq, a predicted model, not a curated record
AUGGUGCACCUCGCGCGCAUCCCGGCUCCUUCAUCUCGGAUAUACCACCUCAUGGCCGAAGGGAUGUCUUUCAAGAUCACGGUCACACUCCGUGCAUCAAGGGUGGAGAAGUGGAUUCGCGCCAUCAAGAGGGCCUUUCUCAACGCCACACCAAUCAAGUGCGUCGGCUUGGACUGCGAGUUCACCAACCCUCGCGAGGCUAAUCAGCGUGCCACCGUUCUUCAACUCUCAGUGGCAACCGAGAAUUUGGUCUUCCAGAUUUGUAGGGCGGAUGAAGUGCCACAACUGUUGAAGGAUUUCUUACAGGAUAAUAGCAUCUGA